AACCAGGAAGUGCCGGGUUCACAGCAAGGACGGCAGCAGCUGCGUGCUCCCCUGACUUGUCAGACUGUCAGUUAGCAAACAUUAGCAUAUUUAAUUUAUGUAUUGGUAAGAAAAUAAUUGUGUAAUGCUGACGGAGACCCGCUACCCGGCUCUUGAACACAGUCUUCGCUCCGCAUGUACAGCAGGUUGCUGUAACACUGUUCUGUGUGUGUUUGUAUGAAGGGCAUGGCGGGGGCGGCGGUGGUGUUGAGGGCUCUCCGGACCCUGCGCCCCGGGACUCUGGCCACGACCUCAGGCUGGUUCUUCGCCCCGGCGGAGUCCGUCCUCCCGCCGCCUUCACGCGCGUGGUGCCCGCCGCGGAGCAGCUGUCCUGUCAGGGCGCUGCAGGUGAGCUCUGCCUCACGCGCCGGACACAACAAGUGGUCAAAGGUGAAGAACAUUAAGGGACCCAAAGAUGAGGCGAGGAGCAGGAUGUUCAAUAAGUUAACUAUGAUGAUCAGGAUAGCCGUGAGAGAGGGUGGACCCAACCCAGAGAUGAACAUAAACUUAGCUCAGAUACUGGAGCAGUGCAGAAGCAAGAACAUGCCGAAAGCAUCCAUAGAGACUGCAAUGAAGGCUGCGGGCAAACCAGCGCACCAGCACAUGUUCGAAGCUCGGGGGCCCGGUGGGUGUCUGCUGCUCAUCGAGGCCCUGACUGACAACCACUCUCGCAGCCAGCAGGAUAUUAAACGCCUGCUAAUCAGGAAUGGAGGGAUGCUGUCAGAGGGAGCGCGGCACAACUUUGAAAAGAGGGGGGCGGUGGUGGUGCCGGGGCAGAACGUAUCGACAGAGCGAGCUCUGGAGCUGGCCAUCGAGGUGGGAGCUGAAGAUGUCCAAGAGACUGAGGAUGAGGAGGAGCAGCCCCUCCUGAAGUUUAUUUGUGACACGAUGGACACAGGAAAGGUGCGAGCCUCAUUGGAGCAGCAAGGGAUGACGAUUACAUCCGCCGGGUUGGAGUUUUUUCCCCGCACCCUCUUGUCUCUGGAUGAGGACAACCUGAAUGCUGCUUCAAUGCUCAUAGAGACCCUCACUGACUGUCCGGAUGUAGUCCGAGUGUGGGACAACAUUCAGGCGGACAGCUGAACGCGCUGCCUGGACACUUGGUGGACUGAAUAUCUCACAUGUGGAGUGUCUGAUAUUGCAGAGGAAGGAUUCAUCAACAGAUGCACUGUACUGCUAACUGCUCAUUGUUAUCAAUGUGGAAAUACGAGUGUGGUCCUGGUUAAGAUUUCCUAAAUAUAUUCUAUUGACAGACUUCACUUGUCAGAGGUUCAUUAACAGCUGGCCUCAAGCAUAUAGAAGCCAUAGAUGGGAACUUCUGCCACUAUGUUCUAUGUUGGCAAAUGCUUUAGAAAGUACGAAAAAUAAAUCUUGUCUGAUACGGAUGUCGACAGAAAAGUUCAGUUACCUCUUAUAUCCAACCUAUGAAUCUAUGAAUAUGCAACUUUUAUUUCAAAAGUUUCAGAGGGGACACUCCAGGUGAAGAGGAUACGAAUUUAACAAACGAUAUCUCCAUGAAACCUCUGCAGCCGAUGACUUAGAUCAAGACACUUAAGAUGUUUUUGUGUUACUCAUUUUCUGCAAUUGCAAAUGAUUGCUUUUUGUCAAUCAAGAAAAUGUUGUCAUCAACAAUUAAAAAAAAUCUCCUUGAAGACA
This is a messenger RNA of Acanthopagrus latus (yellowfin seabream), 1695 nucleotides long. RefSeq names its product translational activator of cytochrome c oxidase 1 (gene taco1). Gene Ontology annotation, cellular component: mitochondrion. Lineage: Eukaryota; Metazoa; Chordata; Actinopteri; Spariformes; Sparidae. The record is from RefSeq and is a predicted model, not a curated record. The coding region runs from base 217 to 1122 and encodes 301 amino acids. The transcript is spliced from 5 exons.